Messenger RNA from Notothenia coriiceps (black rockcod), 2104 nucleotides. Its product is annotated as glypican-1-like. Gene Ontology annotation, cellular component: synapse; extracellular region; cell surface. Gene Ontology annotation, biological process: cell migration; regulation of protein localization to membrane; negative regulation of fibroblast growth factor receptor signaling pathway. The coding region runs from base 8 to 754 and encodes 248 amino acids. The transcript has 5 exons. Gene Ontology annotation, molecular function: fibroblast growth factor binding. Lineage: Eukaryota; Metazoa; Chordata; Actinopteri; Perciformes; Nototheniidae. The record is from RefSeq and is a predicted model, not a curated record.
AGACACCAUGAUCCAGGUGGCCUCUAGCUUCAGCACAGAGCCAAGCCUCGAUGUGGUUCUCUCCUCUAUCCCUGCUCGAAUAUAUGAGGCUGUUCACUUCCUGCAGGAAAACCUGGACAAAUUCACAGACAAGGUGUACCAGACAUGUGGAAACCCAGGUGAACUAGGAACAGGAAGUCCCAGUGUUCACGAGCAGAGGAAAAAGAGCAGCUCUCUGACCGCAUCCGAGUACAAACCCUCUCCAACCGCUGGGCUCAGACUGGAGAUGCAGGUGUCCGAUCUGUCCAGUAAGCUGAGGGAGAUGCGGCAGUACUGGAUCCAGCUCCCUGUGGCUCUCUGCAGCAAACUGGCAGCAGGGGGCGCCAAUCAGGAAAAAUGCUGGAACGGGGUUACUAAAGCCAGGUACCUUCCAGAGGUGAUGGGUGACGGCCUGGCCAAUCAGAUCAACAACCCUGAAGUGGAGCUGGACAUCACAAAGCCAGACAUGACUAUCCGGCAGCAGAUCAUGCAACUCAAAAUCAUGAGCAACAGGCUGAAAAACGCAAUGGAAGGCAACGACGUGGACUUCCAGGAUGCCAGUGAUGACAUCAGCGGCUCAGGGAGCGGGAUGUGUUUCGGUGUUCAGUGUCAUCGGAAUAGAGCAUUCGACUUCUCACCAGACACAACCCGAGCCAGGGGGGCCGCCACGUUUCAAACCCGCCUCUUUGGACUCCUACUCCUGCUCCCAUUGGCCAGCCUGCUGCUUCAGCGAUGAUGGACCGCCGCCUACUCCAGUCAGACUCUGAAGCGUAGAGGAGGGCUGAACCACGGGACGGACAAAAAGGGGUUUGGUGGGGAGGGGGGUGUUACGUAACUUUGCCAAAAAAAUUAAAUGAAAAAGACAUUUUGGGGAAUGAAUGGACGACAUUUUCUUUGACCACGAGGGGCAACAUUUGACAGUGACAAUUUGUCUUUAUUUCGUUUUGCUCAGUUAUUAUGUCUUAGUUUGAGUGUGAUUCAGUUUGUUGAGCUGGUUUCAAUGGAUUGUCGGAAGAAGAAGGAGGCGAGGAAGACGAAAAGAAUGACUGCUGUUGAUGAUGAAGAUGAUGAUGAUGGGGAUAUUGGUAAUGAUGUAUUGACACUCUAUCAGGUCCAUUUAGCUCCAGUUUCCAGUCAGCAGGCGGCAGAGCUCAAAAUAUGUUUUGCUCCGACAUGUGGUGCGAUCAAGGUUUUAGUUCUUUUUACUUCUACGGUUUUUAAGUUGAGUCAAGUUGUCUACCUUAACAAAAAUUGUGUACAUUGUAAAUGUUUGCAUACUUUAGCUAAAAGACUGGCACCAUAUUGAGCCAUGAAUGUACAGUAUAAUACUCUAUUGGCAAUGAAUCCCCCCAUUAUCUGUGAUGUACUGUAGUCGUCCGGAUGUUUUCAUGUGUGUUGGCAUAAGCAGUCAGUAUGAUUUGUCUGAAAUACAAAUGAUCCCACUCCUGUGAUGUUGUGAUUGCAAGAGUUUACCUCACUUUUACUGUACACCCAACCAUUUAAAAAAAAAUUUGGGAAAAUUAUUCAUCUCCUAUGAAAAGAAAUAUCAGUCUCUUCAAAGGAUGUAAACAAACACAGGACACCGUUUUCCUUAAGUCCUGUAAUGAUUUCCUUCAAUGAAAAUCUACACAGGAAACAUUUCAUGACACAGUAAUCCUCCUAACAAGGACUCCUUGUUGAGAGCACACCAACAUAAGGUAACUGUAAAUGAAGUCUUAGAAGCAACACAUUGGUUCAAACCAAAGCACUUAUUACACUGAACACUUUUUUACAAAUGUCAACAUCGCCCCAAUUAUGUUGAACAUUUGUAACAACCAGUUUACCAGGUUUUGUGACUGCAUAUGUUGAUGGGAAACAAUUAUUACUAAGAAAACAUGUGUUGUACAUACAGAACAGGAUAUCUGCCGAAUAUUGACAACAUGUAUACAUUUGCCUGGUUAUACAUCAUUUACUCGGCAUGCCUUUUUCCAUACAACACUUUACUGGUACAUACGAGACUCGCAAAAGUCUCAUGCACAUACACACUGGGGUUGUGUAUUAAUCUGUAUUUAAUCACUUUUCAUCCAUUAAACUCUGUUUGAUUAUA